This is a messenger RNA of Micropterus salmoides (largemouth bass), 2416 nucleotides long. It is a transcript of the gene gorasp1a, whose product is annotated as golgi reassembly stacking protein 1a. Gene Ontology annotation, biological process: Golgi organization. Gene Ontology annotation, cellular component: Golgi apparatus. Bases 110 to 1519 code for a protein of 469 amino acids. NCBI's taxonomy places the organism in Eukaryota, Metazoa, Chordata, Actinopteri, Centrarchiformes, Centrarchidae. The record is from RefSeq and is a predicted model, not a curated record. The transcript is spliced from 9 exons. Gene Ontology annotation, molecular function: protein binding.
UUGUUUUGGACUGCAGACAAGAUGGCCGCGGACUGUCAACCGUAAUAAUUCUCACGUACUUUUGUUAUUUUCUAAUUGUGUUAGCUAAUAUUUAAGGUUCCCGGCAGAAAUGGGUUUAUCACAGAGUUCAGAAGUAUCCGAAGGAGGAACGUAUGGGUACCACGUGCACGGCGUGCAGCCGAGUUCCCCUGCAGAAAAGGCUGGACUGCAGCCCUUCUUUGACUUCAUUCUCUCCCUAGACCACAAAAGACUUAAUGAGGAAAAUGACCUGCUGAAGGAGCUUUUGAAAGCCAACGUGGAGAAAGCAGUGAAGAUGGAGGUGUAUAGCACUAAAACCACAAGGCUUCGUGAGCUGGAAGUGGUGCCCAGUAACAUGUGGGGAGGACAGGGCCUGCUAGGGGCCAGUGUUCGCUUCUGCAGCUACCAAGGUGCCUCUGAGAAUGUCUGGCACGUUCUGGAUGUAGAAGCCAGUUCACCUGCUGCACUGGCAGGGCUUCAGCCACACAGUGACUACAUCGUCGGGGCAGAUCAAGUGUUGCAAGAUUCAGAGGACUUCUUCACCCUGAUCGAGGCCCAUGAAGGGAAACCCCUGAAGCUCCUGGUGUAUAACAUACAAACAGAUGCCUGCAGAGAGGUGGUGGUCACGCCAAAUGGGGCAUGGGGCGGAGAGGGCAGUUUGGGUUGUGGCAUUGGUUACGGCUACUUGCACCGAAUCCCAGCACAUCCUGACGUAUCAACGGAGAAGCCUUCCACCCCUUUACCUGAGGAGGAACCCUCUCUGCAUCUGCCUGCUCAUGGAUUCACUGAGGCGCCUUUAAUGGCACCUGCAAGCCAAAGUGAAGAUGUGUUAGACCUGGUGCAGGUCACCCUCCAGGAAGCUCCUCUACCUCCACCCAUCCAGAGAGUCAUGGACCCUGGUUUCUCUGACUCUGAAGUGGCAGCGAUGAACCCUGACCCUGCAGAGUUGAUGGACAGAUUGGAUCUGUCCAUGUCGUCCAUCGACAUGACCAACACUUCACUGACAAUGCACGAGGAGAAGGAUGCGGACAUCUCUGGUGUUGAGGAGCUGGAGGACAGCGUGCUGCUUUCAUCACCAGCAGAAAUAAAGGCUGACCCACAAGAGCUGAGCUCCCAGGCAGCCAUGGACCUCACUUCUGCUCUCGCUUCCGCUGACACUUUGUCAGAUUCAAGCAUCCCACCAGUUGAACCGUCUCACCUGGACACAGACCUAGCUGGCUCUCUGUGUGCAUCUAGCGACAGCCCAAGCCCACCUAUGGGUGCAUUGUCUCUCCCUGAGUUCCUACAACCUCCUGCUGAAGACCCUCCCUGCUCAUCGCCUGUUGAUCUCCUCCAAUCCUCUGCUGUUAAUGAGUCGAUGGCAGACGAUUCUCCCGUUCAGGCCUCAGAGGAUGCAGCACGGCCAGUGGAGGAGUCUGCCGAGCCUCUAGAUGUGAGCAGGAGCCAACACUGCAGCCAUGAGAGUGAUGAGGAGAAAACAGAUGAGCCGCCUCUUGAGUAAGCUUGCAUUAAGCCAUACAUAAAGUACAAAAAUGGGAAGUGAAGUUGACAAUCAAUGGGGCUUUUUAAAGAAACUACACAGGCAACACUGGACAGACCGAGGGAAAAGCUGUCUGAUAUGAUAUAGAUAUUUGUUAUUGAGUCUUACACUACAGAAACCAGCUAGAGCAUUAGUGUAUAAGUAGAAAGACACUUAGAGAGGCACUGUAGGAACAUCCUAUUUGUUUUAUAUGUGAGAAUAUAAAGUUACUGCUCAUUUGCACACCAGGAAGUUUGUAGUAUGAUCAUGUUUCCUUUCUUGGUGCAAAAUUAGAUGAUGGUGACGAGACCUUGCCUCUGCUACACUAAUGUGUUGAAUACUUAAACGCAUACAUUUACACACAGCUGCACCUUCCAUGACACUAUCAAAAGUUUUUGAAGCUACCGGACUGUUGCCGGUUCAGAUGAGUUGUUACAUUUGGUUUAUUGUGGUGCAGUGUUACAUCUGUUGUCGAUGUGUUUAAAAUAAUGAUUCCCAUAAUUCAGCUUUUAAAGAUAGCUUCUAAGAUUGUAAGGGGAACUUUACUACUUAUAGUAGAUCAUGUAUUGGAUUUUAAAGUGAAUUUUUUUGGGGUAUUGUACUGUGUGAAACCGGUCAGUACAUGUUUUUACACUAGAUUUAAUGGUCAAUACGUUUUAGACACAGUCUUUGAUUUGAUUUAUACAGCCAUGCAGUCUGAUGUAUUUUUACUGCUUGUAUCGCUACAAUUAUGUCCCCAUAUUUCAUUUAACACUGUCCUUCCUUUGUAAAUUAUGUGAUCUAUGCAACAGUAGACAAGUACUGCCUAUGACUUGACAGAUAAUGAGUACAUUUAAAUAGGUGACACAUUUCAUAUACAGUAUGUAAGAAGUAUGGUAA